This is a messenger RNA of Stegastes partitus (bicolor damselfish), 4129 nucleotides long. It is a transcript of the gene stam2, whose product is annotated as signal transducing adaptor molecule (SH3 domain and ITAM motif) 2. NCBI's taxonomy places the organism in Eukaryota, Metazoa, Chordata, Actinopteri, Pomacentridae. The record is from RefSeq and is a predicted model, not a curated record. The transcript has 14 exons. Gene Ontology annotation, biological process: signal transduction. Gene Ontology annotation, molecular function: ubiquitin binding; phosphatidylinositol binding. Gene Ontology annotation, cellular component: endocytic vesicle. The coding region runs from base 111 to 1646 and encodes 511 amino acids.
AACUGGUGCGAGUUUAAUGGACAAGGAAGAGGUAUUUGUUUAGGUUUAGUCCGGAGAACACGCAUACCUUUCUUUUCUCACAUAGUCUGGCUCUUUUUUAAGUCGUCAGGAUGCCUUUAUUUUCCCAAAAUCCGUUUGACCAAGAUGUCGAGAAGGCAACCAAUGAAAACAACACAACAGAUGACUGGGGGCUAAUUAUGGACAUCUGCGACAAGAUCGGAACAACAUCCAAUGGACCAAAGGACAGCUUGAGAGCCAUCAUGAAGAGAGUCAACCACAAAGUGCCUCAUGUCGCCAUGCAGGCCCUCAAUUUGCUGGGUGCUUGUGUAUCAAACUGUGGCAAAAUAUUCCACUUGGAAAUCUGCUCAAGAGAAUUUGCCAGUGAAGUUCGAGGUGUGCUGAGCAAGGCCCAUCCAAAGGUGUCUGAAAAACUAAAAGCUCUGAUGGUGGAGUGGGCAGAAGACUUCCAGAAGGAUCCACAGCUCAGUCUGGUCGGUGCCACUAUCAAGUCUUUGAAAGAGGAAGGGGUCACCUUCCCCUCCGCGUCCUCGCAGGGGUCCACCACAAAGGCCAGCACACCUGCAGCAAGCAAACCAUCAGAUGAUGAUGACCUGGCCAAAGCCAUCGAGCUGUCCUUGCAGGAGCAGAAGCAGCAGGCGGAGACGCGACCCCUGGCUGUGGCUUCUGACCCCCCGGGCUACACGAAUGGCGGCGUAGUGCAGGAGGUCCGUAAGGUGCGUGCGCUGUACGACUUCGAAGCAGCCGAAGACAACGAGCUGACCUUCAAAACUGGAGAAGUUAUUCUCGUUUUGGAUGACAGUGAUCCAAACUGGUGGAAAGGAGAGAACCACAGAGGAGUUGGGCUUUUCCCCUCCAACUUUGUCACAACCAAUCUGAAUGCAGAGCCAGAGCCAGUGGCUUAUGUCGAGAAGACAGCUAGUCCUGAAGAGACAAGCCUGGAAACCAAAGCUGAGCCCGAGCCUGUCUUCAUUGAUGAGGGGAAGAUGGACAGAACACUGGCACUGCUGCAGAAUGCAGAUCCUGCAGAUCCGGCUCCCGACUCCGCGGAGCUGAUCCAGCUGGAGGGUGCAUGUGAGCAGAUGAACCCAAUGAUAGACGAGAAGCUGCAGGAGAUUGACAGGAAUCACUCAGAGUUGUCAGAGUUGAAUGUCAAGGUUUUAGAGGCCCUGGAGCUUUACAACAAACUCAUGAAUGAGGCUCCGUUCUACUCGGCCUACUCCAAGAUGCAGUCGCAGUACGCACCGGCCGGCUCUGCUGUGGCCAUGCAGGGCUACCUCGGACCAGCUGCUGCACCUUACAUGCCUCCAGCGAUGCCCCAGGGUCCCCCUGCACAGCCCUACACUCUGCCCAGCGACCAGCCCGGACCGCUGCACUCACUACCCCCCAACGUCUCCGCACCACCCAACACCCAAGCUGUUCAGCCGCCCUACAUGAGCAGCGGUAUGAACGCUCAGUACAUGAACCAAGCUGCCGGAGCUCCUUACCCACCCCAGGCGGGCGUGGCCAUGGAUAUGUCGGCCUAUCACAACUCCAGCAUGCCUCCCGUGUCCUAUCCUGUAGCUGCUCCGCCUCACCAGGCUCCCCAGCAGCAGCAGGCAACGUAUUAUCAGCAGCCUCUGCUGUAAAACGGACUGACAGCGGACCUGAGAGGAAUACAUACUUGAGAUAUUUCAGUUGUUAGCUGUGUGUUCAUUUGGCUUAUUUUGUGUGUAUGUGUGUGAGUGAGCGAGAGAGUGAGAGAGGUUGCUUUAGGAUAACACCUUUGGCUUUACUGUGCCUGUCAAGCCGGACUGAACACACCCCAGGAAAGUUGAAAUAACUGAGGCGUGUAUGUAACGCAGGUCUGCUGUGCUUUUGAGUCAGGACUCAGCUACUGUAUGUGAGGCUUAACAUGGUGCCAGGCGGAGGUUUUCUUUUGUCCUUGAGCUCGGUUUCUAUGGCUGACUGAAAGCAAACCUGUCACAGGUCAAACACAAAAGAAGAGUUGGGCUUUAACCACCAGUACAGCACCGUGUAAUGAGCAGCGAUUGUCUGAUGUAUGGAAAUGAGAAGUUUGCAAUCCAUAGUUCAGCACAAUGCCACUCCCACACAGUGCUGGCCUCCUUUAAAGAAUUCACACAAUAUCUCCUAUUCUGAGGUUAAUAAAGAGGGUUAGAUUGUCUUAGUGUAGAUACAUUUGAAAAAGAAAAAAAAAAAAAAAAGAAGCUUAUUUUCCCUCUAUUCACACAACCUUGUCUACACUGGUCAUGUAGCGAAAGCAGCAGCUGCAGUCUUCUGUCACUUGUCUGUAUUUGAUGCGUUCAGCCACAACACUGCUGUGCACUUCAAGUAUUCUGGCAGCGCUUAGAGCACAAGACAAGAUCAGUGUAAUUACAUGUGCAAAGUGGAAUAAAAUAGACUAAAACACUCCUUGCAGCUCUGCAAGUGCCGUUGCGUGAGUAAUCAAAACUGAAGCAUAUCUUUCCUCUCAGACGUAUGAGAUAGAUGAGUGCAUAUUACAGCUGAAACGUGUCUGCUUUUGACAGCCUGCAGGCCGACAGUGCUGUCCAGAGCAGAUACGAUUGAAAACAACAGUUGCAUGUUGUAAAGUGGGCGGUGGAAAUGCUCAUGAAUGGCCAUUACCUUUGCACGACGAGCUAGCGUGAAAUGAACCUUAUUCCAUACCUAAAUGGACGUUUCAAGUUUAUCUGCAGUAAUGGCUUCGGUGUUGUCGUCUUUUAGUUUGUAAUUACCAUCCUGUUUUUAACACCCCUUGGUGAAUUCAUCUGAAGACCGGUACGGUUUUAUUUGGACCAUCUCUUUGUUUCCUUUUGUGCUGAAACACUCUGGAUUGACGUGAGAGCUCAUCUUUCUGCAAAGUCAGCACUUAUUAAAUCUGUGGGACACGCUGCAGGUGCUCCUUUCAGGACAAAGUGUGUAGUUAAUCAGAAGGUAGAAGCUCUGUUUUUUUUCCUCACCAGCAUCCAUCACUGUAGCUGAUCAGUGUCUCGAGCAGAAUGUCUGAAGUACAAACUCUAUUUUUCAGCCAUCACAUAUGUAUGUCAACAGUUAUACAAGUGUAAAUGGUUCCUAGAUUUCUUCAUUCCCAUAAACCCACUGCCUUGUAAUGCAUUCUGUGGUUGCAUUCGAGAUAUUUAAGUAAAUUGUCCGUGUGUUUGUGUGCACGUGUUUUUUUUUUUUUACAUGUCUAUGUGUGUUGUGCGUUUGUGGACUUACAUAUAAAAUCAUCAUCGUUAAAAAAGAAAUACACUGAUUUUGGAAGGAUCAUCAGACUUUUGGAUGAAAUCUCUUUGUGUGCUUGUUAUUAAUCUGACAAAAUGCUGCAUCUCCUCAUGAUUAUGGCAUCAGUACCUUUCUGCCUCUCUUCAUGUGUGGGGUCUCUUCCAUUUAGUGGAAACCUGUUAGGAUUCCAUGUUUUAUGCAAAUGCACAAUACUGAGAUGUUUCAUGUCUGUAUACUUUCAAAUUUCAAAUCUCGUCAAUGACUUUGCCUGUACCUUGAUUUAUAUAUAUUGAGACAUUAUACAUGUGUAAUUUACAUGGUCGGAGGAAAUGUGUAAUUAUUAUUCAUACGUUGCUUCUGCUUUUACUUUAAUUGUCUUGGUAAAAUGUAAAUGGAACAAAAAUUUAGUAAAUCUUUAGUUGUUUAAAAAUGAAGAAGGAGAAGCGAGACAUCAUGUUUUGAACCUACUGUUGUUUUUCUUCAGUUACGAUUGAGGUAGCUCUCAUAGAACCUACAGUCCUGUUGCAGUAACUCCAUAGUUCUAAUUCUAGCCAGAGCUGUCUGUGUUUCCGUUGAGCACCUCGUGUUAAAUGCAUUGUAUAUUAGAUGUAAAAUACCUGGAUUUGUCAGUGACUUUGGCAUUGCACCUUAGCUUUGUAAACAUUUAUUUACCACUGAAUGCCUUGUUUUUCUGUAGAAAAAACAAAGAAUGACAUAGACACAACUUUGGUGAGUAACUAAUGUCUCAGAAUCCUCUGGAUAUGUAUAAUUCUGUAUAUUUAAAAUAUUCCAGCAAAAGUUCCUUUUAUCCAGGAUUUUAAAGCUGCUUUUGUAACAGAGCAAACUUAUAAAUAUUCUUUGAAAUAAAAAAAAUGACCUGUAUUAA